UCUAGACUCAAAUCUGAGCUGCUGUAGCUUGUGUUCCCCGCCCUCCGAGAGACUGUAGGCUGAGGGGCCACGACAGCCUGUUCCACAUAGCAUUUACUACCACAGCCCCAAAGGCACCUGCUCCAGGCCUUGAGCUGCUUAAAACUUCCCGGAACCCUUAGAAACCCACAUCCAGCGGCUGUGAGCAGAGCUAGACUUCACACUGAGCAGCUGCAGUCGGAGAAACCAGAGAAAGCGCCACCCAGCUCCAGAUUCCAAGAGGCCUGCCUACUGGGGACUCCCUUCUCUUCCUCCUCCUCCUCUUCCUCCCCUCCUCCCUCCUCCUCCUCCUGAGACCCCAAAGCCACUCUCACACCAGUUCCUGAGCUGCAAUGGAACUGGCAGCCACCGCCCCCUGGCUGUCCUCCGCCCUGCCAAGCAGAUAGGGCGGUAGCUACCCCAGGCGUACCUGCCCCCUCUCAGCCUGGGCCAGCCCUUUCUGGACUUGGUGGCCACCUUUGCUGACCUGAGGCCAUGUAGGCCCUGGCUCAGGCCUCUGGACACACUGCUGGGGACAGUGCCUCUGCUCUCAGGGGGCACCCAGUGCACCAUCAUGCCCUGGGGACUCGCCUGGUUAUACUGUCUUGGGAUCCUACUUGACGUGGCUUUGGGAAACGAGAAUUUGGAGAUAUGGACUCUGACCCAAGAUAAGGAGUGUGACCUUACAGGCUACCUCCGGGGCAAGCUGCAGUACAAGAACCGGCUUCAGUACAUGAAACAUUACUUCCCCAUCAACUACAGGAUCGCUGUGCCUUAUGAGGGGGUACUCAGAGUGGCCAACAUCACAAGGCUGCAGAAGGCCCAUGUGAGUGAACGAGAACUGAGGUACCUGUGGGUCUUGGUGAGCCUCAACACCACUGAGUCUGUGUUGAAUGUGUUGCUCGAGGACCACCCGUCCUGGAAGUAUCUGCAGGAGGUUCAGACAUUGCUGGAGAACGUUCAGCGGAGCCUCAUGGAUGUGGAGAUUGGCCCGCACUUGGAAGCUGUGUUAUCACUCCUGAGUACUCCAAACCUAAGCCUGAAGCUGGUGCGGCCCAAAGCCUUGCUGGACAACUGCUUCCGGGUCAUGGAGCUGCUGUACUGCUCUUGCUGUAAACAAAGCCCCAUCUUAAAAUGGCAGGACUGUGAGCUGCCCAGGCUUCAUCCCCACAGUCCAGGGUCCUCGAUGCAAUGUACAGCUACCAAUGUGUACCCUUUGCCUCGGCAGACCCCCACCUCCCUGCCCAGGUCCCCAAGCUCAAGCCAUGGUCCAUUGCCCUGAGUGAUCUGUGUGUUGAUCCUGGGUCAGGCCACUGGAUGUGUUUCAGAAACUAGCCGGGAUCUGAGACUUUCCUGGACGGUGGGUAGGUAGCCCUUUAGGAACGGCUUCCUGCCUUCUCUUCCACACCCAGGCUUCCUGCCUUCUGUACCUGUGAUAUUACCCAGAGCCUCGGGGGAGGGGUGGGGAGGGGAUGGCUGGUUGCUGUCCCCUACAGCCACCUCUACCUGUGGCUGGUUCUGAAAUCUGCAAACACUGUUGCCCCACAAGCGGGUGGCCAAUAACGAUGGGGUGCCACAUAGGAUUCUGGGACUUACUGGGGCUUUUCAGUCGUGCUGACUGUGGGGCGCUGGGCUGAGGACCGACCAAAUGCCGUUAUCUUGCCACGACAAUGCUCUUCUGGUUCCUUUUUCUAUUAAAUGGCCAUUUGUUUGGUUUGGCUUGCA
This is a messenger RNA of Arvicanthis niloticus (Nile rat), 1743 nucleotides long. It is a transcript of the gene Il34, whose product is annotated as interleukin 34. The record is from RefSeq and is a predicted model, not a curated record. Gene Ontology annotation, biological process: positive regulation of monocyte differentiation; positive regulation of macrophage differentiation; positive regulation of cell population proliferation. NCBI's taxonomy places the organism in Eukaryota, Metazoa, Chordata, Mammalia, Rodentia, Muridae. Gene Ontology annotation, molecular function: macrophage colony-stimulating factor receptor binding.